Vigna umbellata (rice bean) is the source of this 1528-nucleotide messenger RNA. The record is from RefSeq and is a predicted model, not a curated record. NCBI's taxonomy places the organism in Eukaryota, Viridiplantae, Streptophyta, Magnoliopsida, Fabales, Fabaceae.
UUGUUGCUAAAUCAAUUUAGUACACACUUUUCUUUCCUGAAUACCAUUUUGAAUCUAUUUCCUGUUGCACACUGAACAGGAGAAGAGGCAAAAGUCAUGUGGAUUUGGACCAAUAGCCUUCAUAGCUUCCGUACAAUCACUAGAGAAGAUACCACAAUCUUUAAGCUCUUCAGGAAGAUUUGACUUUCACAUAAAGUUACCUGCUCCUGCAGCCUCUGAGCGCAGGGCUAUGUUGAAGCAUGAAAUACAGAGGCGUCACUUGCAGUGCAAUGAUGACAUCCUGCUUGACGUGGCUGUAAAAUGUGAUGGUUAUGAUGGUUAUGAUCUGGAAAUAUUAGUUGACAGAGCUGUUCAUUCUGCUGUUCGCCGUUUUCUGCCUUCUAAUGCUUCCAUUGAUGUACAUGAGAGUCCAGCUAUACUAAGGGAGGAUUUCUCUCAGGCAAUGCUUGAUUUUCUUCCAGUUGCAAUGCGUGAUAUCACAAAAUCAGCUUCUGAUGAUGGCCGUUCUGGAUGGAAUGAUGUGGGUGGUCUUGUUGACAUUUGAAAUGCUAUUAAGGAGAUGAUAGAGCUGCCAUCAAAGUUUCCAAAAAUUUUUGCACAAGCACCUUUGAGGUUGCGGUCAAAUGUCCUUUUAUAUGGUCCUCCUGGUUGUGGCAAAACUCACAUAGUUGGUGCUGCUGCUGCUGCUUCUUCACUUCGAUUCAUAUCAGUAAAAGGGCCAGAGCUGUUAAACAAAUACAUUGGUGCUUCUGAACAAGCUGUUAGGGAUAUUUUCUCUAAAGCAGCAGCUGCAGCACCAUGUCUACUUUUUUUUGAUGAAUUUGAUUCCAUUGCCCCCAAGAGAGGGCAUGACAAUACUGGAGUAACUGAUCGAGUUGUGAAUCAAUUUUUGACCGAGUUAGAUGGUGUGGAGAUUUUAACUGGUGUAUUUGUGUUUGCUGCAACAAGUAAGAACAUAUGGAAAAUGGAUAUUAAUCAUUGGCUAUUAUAAUAUCUGUUUUUCCUGGAAAGCAGUAGACCAGAUUUACUUGAUGCUGCACUGUUGAGACCUGGUAGGUUAGAUCGUCUUCUAUUCUGUGACUUUCCAUCUUGGAACGAGAGAUUGGAAAUUCUUGCUGUACUUUCUAGAAAGGUAUGUGUUAGCAUGACUCCUAUGAGUAUUGUCAAUGUUUUGUUUCUUGUUUGCAAAUUGCUCAUGAUAUCUUGUUGGGGUUCUUAUAUACAUGGUAAAUAAAUGUUUUCGAUUGAAUGUUUUACCUGUUCAUAUUGUGCAAUGGAAUCAGGGUUAUAAUGUUAGCAAUAGCAUGAGAAAAUAUUAUAUGUAUCUGAUGCCUACCGGUUUGCUACAUCCUCCUAGUGUCAAUAAUAGUAAUUGUUGGCCAGUUAAAGAGAGAAAGGGACUUGAACUAUGUAAGGAAAUAAAGAAUUAUUUUAGUUAAUGAAGUGGAGUUUAAACUUAACUCAAUUUCAUAAAACUAUCUUGAUAAGGUGAGAUUUGCGUUCAUUAUAUACUGCUAGGAUAUAACCU